CUGCGGUCCUAUACUAUGGCAGCCUCCAUGUGCCACGUUGAAAUAUCGUGAUAAAAGUUAAGACUUUAUUCUCUAUUUGAAGGUGCUAUACAGUCCGAAUUUUGAUCCAGCUAGUUCAAAAGAUAAGCAAGUAUGUCAGAAUCAAGAACACCAGCGGAGUCCGUGAAGGAGAUGGGUUCUGAAGAGAUUACGAAGCAGUCCAUUCGCAAAGCAGUCUGGGAUUACCUGGAGCAUAACAACCUGGUGAAUUUCCCACGUCCAGUUUACAACAGGAUUCCUAACUUCAAGGGAGCUGCUAAUGCCGCUGAGAAGGUGCCAACCAUGGACGAAUUCAAAUCAGCGAAUGUCGUGAAAGUGAACCCCGAUAAACCUCAGGAAAAUGUGCGCUUCCUGACUCUGGAGGCAAACAAGACCCUGCUAGUGCCAACCCCACGUCUGAGGACUGGCCUCUUCAACAAGAUCGUGGUCCCAGAGGACGCUGGCAAGGACAUGCUGAGGAUCUGUUCCACAACUCAGGGAGUGAGGGAACACAGCGAGCCGAUUGGUCUGGACGACAAAAUCAAGGUUGACCUCAUCAUCAUUGGAUCAGUGGCUGUGUCCAAGGAUGGUUACCGUAUUGGUAAGGGGGAGGGUUUUGGAGACUUGGAGUAUGCCAUGAUGAAAAGCAUGGGUGCCAUUGACGACAGCACUAUUGUCAUCUCGACAGUCCAUGACUGUCAGGUACUCGACAUCCCCGAGUCGCUGAUGACCCCCCACGAUGUUCAGGUUAACUACAUAGUCACGCCAACUGAGAUUAUCAAGUGUGACUGCAAGCGUUCGCAGCCAAAGGGGAUCAUCUGGUCUUACCUUACUCCCAAGAAGAUGCGCCAAGUUGCAAUCCUGAAGCGCUUGCGUGUGUUGGAGCGCGAGGCAGGCAUUGAUGUGACACUGAAGGAUGGAGAGGAGUUUGAUGAGACAGCCGAUGAUGGAGAGGACGAAAAAGAGGGAGAGAAUGACCGCUACCGUCGCAGACGUCCACCAUUUAAUCGAAGGCGUCGUGCCCCGGGAGGAAGAGGACGUCGUAGGCCCAACAAUGAGCGAGAUGGAGAAUCGGCCAAUGAGGAGCGUGGUGAGUCGUCCGGCAAUGAGGCUACCCAUGCUGAAGGUGAUCAAGGACAGGAGGGUCGCAAUCAGCGCAGGAGACGUCCACGACCCCCACGUAGGAGGAGGAGGGCAUCUGAUCGCCGCGACGAGGGUGAGGAGAACUCGGAGCAGAAUGCUGAUGACUAUUCACCGAGGGAAGGUGAUGGGGAUAGAGAAAUGCCAGAAAAGCGCCGGGGAAAGGGAGGAGAGCGUCGUGAGGGAGGAGAGCGUCGUGAGGGAGGUGAGCGUCGUGCCCCGCGCAGAAUGAGAAACAACCCUCGCACCAGGAUGCCUACGAUCUUUGUUGGAAGUAUACCGCGCGCAACUCGCGUCAGUGAACUGAAAACAAAGAUUCGUGAAAUGAAUAUCUUUCCAAUUCGUGUUAUAUGGCACGGGGCACGCGGAUAUGCAUUCUUUCAAUUCACCAAACAGGAUGAAAUGGAAACGGCCUUAGACUCUCUCAAAGAAUUUGAAAUCAAUGGCAAGCCGCUAAGAAUCGAGGAAUCCAAACCGCUGACAAAUCGGUCAAAUUCGUCUGGCGACCGGGGAGAGGAAGGAGACCAUGAUGUCGUAGAUGGCAUGCAGCGGAUGGCCAUUAAGAGCGAUGAUUGAGGCGAUACUGGAUACAGGUGGUUGGGAUGCGUGUUGCACUUCUGUGCUGUGCCCACAUAGUGCUAAGGUAUAUAUUUACUGUUAUUUAAAAUCAGCAUCAGUAACCAACGACUCCAGUCUCAGUGGCGGGGCCUAUAGACUCGCAGCAAAUAAUCCUGAUGAUCGUUCAUGUUCGUGGUUUUAAUAAAAGAUGGCAUGAGAAGAACUGCAGACUUUGUUAAAGAAAUAAUCAUUAUCACUUACCCUCUGUAGUGAGUGUCAUUGUUCCAAUUAUAUGCAGUCAUGGAAGGAUGCCACACUGUCGUGUUUUGUUUGAAAUGGAAUGAGAAAUCUAUCAACGUUAUAGAAUUGAUUUUUGUCCAGUUAAUUUCAUGGUGAGUGGGAGUUUCUCCGAUAACCUUAAUCCAAAACCAGUGAUUUAAGACUGUUUAAUUGACUGAAAAAUGUGCUAGUCCCCGAGGGCAAUCAAGCGAUCCUUUGAUGUGGAGGACUGGACACACAUUCGAUUAUUCACUUUUGAUGGCAUAAUCAUAACUUAGAAAUUCUGUUGCUGGAGGACAAGUUCAUUGUUAACGUCACAAAGAAAGUAUUCUUGAUUUUGAUUAAAAUCAUAUUCAUUGAAAUGUUUGACACAAAAUAUUUUUAUUUCUCAUGUUUGUUUCGCGUGGGUUUGUGUCUCACCAUAAGAUCUCCCUUUAGUUUAAGAGACAGUUUCUCGUUGAUUGCAUAUUUGGCAAACUGGUUUUGAUUGGUUGAACCCUUUGACCUUGAUUUGUAAAUGCAAUAUGAUUGGUUGGUUGACUAAACAGCUGUUUCCUUGUUAGAUUGAUUCUGUAAAAUGUAAAUGAAAACCCAUGAUAUGUGAUGUAAAACCUGAGAACCAUCUUCAGCAUUUUAUUAGGCGUGUUGUGCCAAUGUCCAUGAAAUACCGUAGUUUUUUUAUUCGAUCAUUUUAUUUGUACAUAAUUCAGAAUCUGUGAACAAAGGAGGCAGAAUUGUAUUGUAUGAAUAACACAUCCAACAGUUUAAUAAUAAUAAUAUUUCAAUGGGCUUUCCAUAUGAAGAGAUAAAACUUGUAUAGAAAUAAGUUUGCUUUUUUAAUUUGUGGUAAAGGGAGGGGUUAAAAACUUUGUAAGCACUCUUUCACUUCACUUAGGCAAGGUGUUGUAACAGCAGAGUGACCCAAAUAUCAUGAUUAAGACGUUUAGACAGUGAUGUAUAUAUCUGAAAUCAACUUUAAUACUUAUAGCAUUACUGGGGGGAAAGCGGAAACAGUUGUUAAGGGUCAUAAGGGUUUUAACCACCAAAGGAUAUACGAUUGUAUAUGCAUCAUUACCAUCAUGUAUUGUUUUAUUAUUUUUUAGAAUGGGUGUUUUUAAAAAAAAAUUGGAUUGAAAAGGAAUUUCUAUCUGACAGCUUUUAUACCCAUUACUGUUAUGCUUAUUUGUCAAUGUGUAUAUAGAUUAUACACAAACUUGUUCAAGGUUGGACACAUACAGUUAUUUAUGAAUUCAGUGCAAUUUCAUAAUUUUCUGAAGUAUUGACAUUUUGCAAUUUUGAUUUCACAUCAAUUGAAAACAGACCCAUACAUGAGGCUAUUAUAAGCAAAAGUUUUUACAUAUCAUCGUUAACAUUUAAAACUUAGAAUUAGUAUGGCGUGAACAUUUUAAGGUGGUAUGCUACCUUCUCGGAAAUGCAUCCCCUUUCAUAAAAUUUCCAAAAAUAAAUAAAAAAACUGUCAAAUAUCUUUUAUGAUUCAUGUUUUUGGUUACGGAAAAGUUAAUUAAUUUAUGAAACUUUUGAUUGUUAAGCAAGAAUGUCUGAUUUGGAAAAAUAUCCCAAGGGAGAUAACUCUAACAUAGAUUGCAGAUAAAAUGUCAGUUGGAAUUUUGUAUCUGCGACCCAUAUGCUUUCAUCCUGAUAUACUGUCUGUUUUCAGAAAUCACAGAAAUCCUCAAAAGUUAUUCUUCUUUGAGUUUAAACAUUCUUGCAGCAGCUAGCAUCAUCUGCCAAAGAAAUGGAUAAAAAACCUAUGCAAUUUUGAUCCAAACAAGUGCCAGUUAUUUUCAGUAUUUAGCAAAAAUUGUUGGUAAAAGUCGAAUUCAUUAACCUUACAAAGAGGAAAUGUUGAAAAAUUAAGUGUAUUUGAUGAUUUGGUCACAGGGUUGGAAGCUUAAGUCUGUCUACCAGAUAACCAGGUAACAUCUAGGUCUACGGGGGGAAAACAGGUAACUUUUAAAAUACAUGUAAGAACAGGUUUAUCAAAGAUGGGUUUCUGUUGAUUUUAAGUUUUUUUAAAACAAUCUGUUUCUUGUAUUCCUUGGAUUAAAAGAUCAUAAACAAAAUAGAGAUAGUACAGUAUACAGUAGUUUAAUUACAUUUUGAUAAAUUUCUCAUGGGUAGUGGCUGUACCAUCGGUAUAUAAGUACGCAUGACCACAGGACAUAUCUAGUUCAAUACAAAUAGAGUAGUAUUUGUAUUUGUGUAAGUACAAUGUACAGUAAAAUCAAGAACAGCUAUAGGUGAAUUUUCAAAUUGGUCUUAUAAAUGGUGACUGGUGAAAUGUGCUCCACUAAAUGUAAACUUCACUGGUAGCUCUUUUUGAAUGCAAGCAAAAUCAUUCAUUCAUUCAGAGUUUUUAAACUCAAUUUCACUGGUGACAUUUACAGAAAGUUCCUCAAUUGUUUUUUCUAUCGGAAAUAUAACAGUUAGAAUCUUCCCACACUCUGCCAAAAAUCAGCUGGAACCCAUUUUUUAAUCUUGAUUUUUUGGAUACCGGUAUUUAGAAUUCAAACAAAAAAAAAUGUAAUUUAGACAGUUUAUAACUUCCUCAAUAAUAAUUCCAACCCUGUUUAAAUGUAAUGGAAAUGAAUGUUGAUUGAUUUGUAUUGUGUGAUAUAUAUCUACUGAUUUAAGGAAAAGUUAUUUGGAAAUUCAAUUCCCUUCAAAAAAAAGUUAUGAAAUUCUAUGAGGUUGUGACUCGAGAAAGCAUGACUGCAAUAUGAUAGUUUAUAGAUAUAGUUUUUUAUUAAUCAAUAAUGAUUUAAUAAUAAAACAAUGCAUUGUCAUUAUUGAA
Mizuhopecten yessoensis (Yesso scallop) is the source of this 4810-nucleotide messenger RNA. Its product is annotated as methenyltetrahydrofolate synthase domain-containing protein-like. The coding region runs from base 133 to 1734 and encodes 533 amino acids. Gene Ontology annotation, molecular function: RNA binding. The record is from RefSeq and is a predicted model, not a curated record. NCBI's taxonomy places the organism in Eukaryota, Metazoa, Mollusca, Bivalvia, Pectinida, Pectinidae. Gene Ontology annotation, cellular component: cytoplasm. The transcript is spliced from 7 exons.